Messenger RNA from Colletotrichum chrysophilum, 408 nucleotides. RefSeq lists its product as uncharacterized. The record is from RefSeq and is a predicted model, not a curated record. Gene Ontology annotation, cellular component: cytosolic large ribosomal subunit; ribosome. Bases 1 to 408 code for a protein of 135 amino acids. Gene Ontology annotation, biological process: translation. Gene Ontology annotation, molecular function: structural constituent of ribosome. Lineage: Eukaryota; Fungi; Ascomycota; Sordariomycetes; Glomerellales; Glomerellaceae. The transcript has 2 exons.
AUGAAGUUCCUUAAGGUCGGCAGAGUCGCCAUCAUCACCCACGGCCGCUACGCCGGCAAGAAGGUCGUCAUCAUCCAGCCUGUCGACUCCGGCAACAAGGCUCACCCCUUCGGCCACGCCCUCGUCGCCGGAAUCGAGCGCUACCCUUCCAAGAUCACCCGCCGCAUGUCCAAGACCCGCCAGGAGAAGCGCAACAAGAUCAAGCCCUUCGUCAAGCUUGUCAACUACAACCACUUGAUGCCCACUCGCUACACUCUUGAGCUUGAGGGCCUCAAGGGCGUCGUCUCCAACGACACCUUCAAGGAGGUCACCCAGCGUGAGGACGCCAAGAAGACGGUGAAGAAGGUUCUGGAGGAGCGUUACACGAGCGGCAAGAACAGAUGGUUCUUCACGCCUCUGAGUAUGUGA